Messenger RNA from Heterobilharzia americana, 4465 nucleotides. NCBI's taxonomy places the organism in Eukaryota, Metazoa, Platyhelminthes, Trematoda, Strigeidida, Schistosomatidae. The record is from the annotation of a GenBank genome assembly.
UUAAAUCUUGAGUUACGUUGCUUGAGCUAAAGAUUUGAAGUGUUGCGGUACUCGCAAGUUUAUAGGAUGAAGUUUACGAAACCAAAGGAUGAUAAUUCCAACUUUGAAACUGUCGUGGAUGGCUUGAAGCAACUUUAUGACAAGCGACUCAAGCCUCUGGAGGUGACUUAUUUGUUUCCACAGUUCCACUCCCCAACCCUUGACUCUGGGGAAUUUAGUUGCAAACCGAUGCUUCUUCUCUUAGGCCAGUAUUCUACAGGAAAGACUACUUUCAUUAAAUAUCUUUUGGGAUCUGCGUUUCCGGGGAUGCAUAUUGGUCCAGAACCCACUACUGACCGCUUUAGUAUUGUAAUGAGCGGUGAAGAAGGUAUUAUUCCAGGGAAUGCUCUUGUUGUUGAUGCUCAAAAACCUUUCCGUCCACUCUCUAAAUUCGGGAAUGACUUCCUAAAUCGUUUUCAGUGCUGCCAACUUCAAAAUUCAGUCCUCGACAGUGUAAUUAUUAUUGAUACUCCUGGAAUUCUUAGCGGGGAAAAGCAACGGUUAGAUCGUGGUUAUGACUUCACUGCUGUUGUUCAAUGGUUUGCAGAACAUGUCGACAGAAUAAUCCUGCUUUUUGACGCACACAAACUGGACAUAUCAGAUGAGUUUCGGCGUGUAAUAGAGUCAAUUAGAGGUUUCGACGAUAAGAUUCGCAUCGUGUUGAACAAAGCCGAUAUGAUUGAUUCCCAACAGUUAAUGCGCGUGUAUGGAGCACUAAUGUGGGGUCUUGGUAAAGUUUUAGGAACUCCAGAGGUUGUAAGAGUAUUUAUCGGUUCUUUUUGGGAUCAACCGCUACGAUAUGAUGUCAACCGUCGCCUGUUUGAGUUGGAAUCUCAAGAUCUUUUCAAAGACCUUCGAAGUUUACCGUCUAACGCAGCAAUGAGAAAACUGAAUGAUAUGAUACGACGAGCAAGGUUAGCCAAGGUACAUGCCUACAUAAUUGGGUAUCUUAAAAAGGAAAUGCCUUCGCUUGUAGGCAAGGCCAAAAAGAAACAAGAACUUAUCAAAAACCUGCAACAAAUUUACGAUUCUAUUUCACGUUUACAUCAUAUCUCUCCUAGUGAUUUUCCCAAGCUUAGUCAUAUGCAAACUUUACUAAAUGAACAAGAUUUCUCGGCUUUUCCAUCUCUUAAGGAGAAGCUGAUUGAACAUGUUGAUAUUAUGCUGAGCCAAGAAAUUCCUAGAUUGAUGCAAAUGCUACCUCAUGAACAAUCUGUAACCAUUCAACAGGGUAAAAAUCUGAUCAAAGGUGGAGCUUUUGAUGGUGGUGUAGGUGAUAGCCCAUUCACAUUAGAUGCUGAUCUGGAUAUUAAUCGAGGACGAUAUGCUAAGGGCUGGGCUGUAGAGGAAUAUCGAAAACAGUGGGAAGAAGUAAGCUCUUUCAUAUCUUUUAUUCACUCGAGGGUUUAUUUACAAGUUUAUAAUAUUCAUGAUUUAUAUUUUCUGCAUACCAUUGAUUUAUUGUAGCUGAGAGUUAUGUAUACAAAUUCUAAAUAAUAAAACAGGGUAGUGAAUAAAGGUAUAUAGAUUUAGUUUUCAUUACCUGUCGGUAUAGGUUAAAGAACUACAGUGCUAAACAGCAAUCAAAAACGUGUUUACCUCUGUCAUGGACGUCCUAGCAACACAUACCAAUAAUUUAUUCUGAGAUUGAAUCCACAGCCUCUCAGCAAACUCGCGUAGUCAACUUACCUGUGACUAAAAGUGGACAUUUUGGCGACAUUGUUAAGAAAUCUCUUUACACCACAAACUUACUUAAGUUGAAAAAUGUUAACAUUUAACUGAUUGACUUCAGUUCAAAGUUUUCACUUCAGAUGUAAGAGUUUAGAAUUCUAUAUCAAGAGUAAUUGCAGCAUUCGGCUUCACAUUCGGUAGUGUUGAUGCAAACUGUCUUCAAAUUAAUCAGAUUUUAAGGAUUACUAAUUUGUGUAAAAAAAAUUGACUGUGAUGGUUAUUAAAACUACACUUUAGUAUUUCCUGAUUUCGGCAAAUUUGAAUCCUCUGAACAUCUCUAACCUACAGGGUAAUCAUUCCUAAAAUUAAGAUUUUCGUAUUUUUCUGUGCCUACUUACAUAAACUGUUAGUUCGGUGAUAUUUAUUUGCCAAAAUAAACGAGAGAACUGCUUUUAUUUACAUUUUCAGCAAGGUAUUAGACAAUGAUUUUCAAACUUUUAUGCUUUUUACUGUAACAGUAACCGUAAUCUCUCUCAUUCUCUCUGCACGUGUGUGUGUGGAUUUUAUAGGAGUGAUAGUGCCUAAUGCAAUAUCCACUAGACCGGGUAGUCGAACAAAAUAAUUAGCUUACGAUUUUGACACUAUUGGCUCACUAUGAUCGAUCAGUGACUGUUCGUAGCCCAAACUGAAUAAAAUCAAAAGAAUGGACGGUAGACUCACGCGAGACUUAGAGAGAAACAGUUUGGCAUUUAACUAUAGAUCAUUGUUGUGGUUGCAUUACAGUUAGAAUCUUUGGGCUUUGUCUACUACUGGAAGCGUGCUGGCAGUUAACACUUCUCGGCUGCCCACACUGUGGAAGGCUAGUUCUUGAAGUACCUGGAAAAAAAGAUAGUGCAUGACUGCAAAGCCCAUGGGACAUCUGAUCGAGGUCGGUCGCAGACGGUUCUUUGGCAAGUUUCAGAUUUUGUUUUUUCACUUUUGAAUCUAACUAUAAAUCCCUGUUUUAGGCAUUGGGAUGCUGCCAGGGGGUGGGAGUGUGCUAUUUUUUGCGGCCGACCUUUUCUAAUCCACCUUCCUAUAAGAAAGGCAUCAUCAGCGUGGCACUGCUGGUUAUCCAAGGGAAAUACCUUACUGCUGUCACACCCCAUCCAGCUAUCAAAAGUGUGACUUCACCCUCAGACCCCUAUCAUAGUAUAGUAAUUUACACCACAGCGGUAGCUGCUUGUCGUCUUACCACUAUCCAGUGGACAUUUCUGGCAUGAUAGGAUCUCGAGGGAACAGGCGUUCUACUAGCAUAGCUCGUUGGGUCAUUGUGAUAUGCAAGCCUGACCACCACAUCAAGGUAACAGCUAUUGCAUUGCAGUGUUAGAAAAAGACUCGUAUGUUAUACGUUAUAAAAGUUAAUAAUAAUAAUAAUAACCACUUUAUUCCAAAGUUUUAUCACACACAGCAAUUGUAAGAUAUUCACUAUUCGUAAAAGGAGACCACAUCACAGGAAAUGGUUUGAACUAUUAAACCGAAAGUGUUAACUAAUCAGUUGGUAAACAGACAGAAUUCUAAUCCCUUUUAACCAUAGUGGGAUGAUGUGAAAGGGUUUUGUACGGAUAUAUUUCAGAUCUUCAUUCUGGACAUCGAAAUGAGAAAUUAAAGUUGAAAUCUAGGAUAUUAGUAUAAUAAAAAUUCCCACUCACUCAACUCUCGAUAAUUGCUGAUUACUGUUUCACUUUUAAUUCAUUUCAGGAAUUUGUCGCUCUUAAUCCAAUUGGUAAUCGUCUUUCUGGUGAUGCAGUAAAACUGUACAUGUUACAGUCUCAUUUGCCCAACUUCACAUUACAUCGCAUAUGGAAACUUGCAGACAUCGAUGAGGAUGGUCACUUGGAUAUUGAUGAAUUUAUACUUGCCAAUUACCUGAUGAAGUUAGCCGUAAGUGGUGCUGAGUUACCAAUGUGUCUACCUGAUCACUUAGUACCGCCUAGUAAACGAAAGAAGAAUCCAUCAACUACAAAUGGUGAGAUUGAAUGCCAUGAACCAAAAUACUAAAUUGCACCGAUCAUUAAUGGUGACCUCAGUAAAAGUCAGCUGACUAACAUUGGGAUAGUCACUGUUGACAAUCGGGUGUAGAUGCUUUUGCUUCACAUUCCUAUCUCCAACAGAGUAAACCUACACUUUUUUUUCCAAAGAUACAACAUUGUGCAUAGAUUUAAAAAAAUGUACAUCUGUGAUAUUGCUCUCGUGUAUUUGUAAUUAUAUCUCAAGUACUCAUUGUGUUGAUUUUCACCUAAAAAAACGAGACUAAUCAAAUUAAUAGAUCCAUAUAAUUUUGUGAAUCAUUUUUGAGCGAAUAUAAAAUGAGGAGUGAUGAUGCGACAGAGACUUAUAAAUUGCCAUCGCUUCAACCGAUUAGAUGAUAAUUUUAGCAAAUUAAUUAAUGUUUGACAUCAGUCUGAUUCUGUGCCUAUUAUUCUAUCACAUUUCUACUGUGUCAAUUUAUAUUACAUCCUGUCCUACUGUGUAAACAUGUCGUGGUCUUUUCAACCAUAUUUUGUAUAUUAUGGGAUGUUAUUUUAGAAAAUCACUCUUCUUCUUUAGUUGUUAUUUUUAAUUUGCUCGUUACCAUUCCGUUCCUCUUUGUUGUAUUUUUCUUUCGACUAUACAUUUUAUUGUUCAUUUUACGUUUAUAUGACUAUUGAAAAUUAUUCACCUCACUUAUUUGCAAGUAAUGAACAAUAAAUCUUCUUUUGGAGCAGGGGUACAA